CGCCUACCGGUAUUGCCAGCGCGGCAGUGGCGGCUUUCUCGGUUCGGUCCAGCCGGUCUUGUAAGGUACCUGAGACGGAGAAAGGGCGCGGAACUGGAAAAGGGUGAGUCAGGCACUGUCUACGCGAUAAAGGGAGGCGGCACCGCGGCGUAGAGCUGAGUUAAGUAAGUGCGGCCCCUGCUUAUUCAGGGACGCCGCGAUCUAGCGCCAGCGAGAAGAGGGCGAGGAGGAGCCAGAGCCCGGUCCUUGCACCCAUUCUCGCCCUCGCACCCCGCCGCCAUCUCCAUCAUGCAGUCCCGGGAAGAAGCUCCGCGCUCUCGCCGCCUGGCCAGUCCCCGCGGCGGGAGGAGGCCCAAGAGGAUUUCCAAGCCUUCAGUUUCGGCUUUUUUCACGGGCCCGGAGGAGCUGAAGGACACGGCUCAUUCUGCAGCUCUGCUGGCACAGCUGAAGUCUUUCUACGACGCGCGGCUGUUAUGUGAUGUGACCAUCGAGGUGGUGACACCUGGCAGCGGGCCUGGCACCGGCCGCCUUUUUUCCUGCAACCGUAACGUGCUGGCUGCCGCGUGUCCCUACUUCAAGAGCAUGUUCACUGGUGGCAUGUACGAGAGCCAGCAGGCGAGCGUGACCAUGCAUGAUGUGGAUGCCGAGUCCUUCGAGGUGCUGGUCGACUACUGCUACACAGGUCGCGUGUCGCUAAGUGAGGCCAACGUGCAACGCCUUUACGCGGCCUCUGACAUGUUGCAGCUCGAGUACGUGCGGGAAGCUUGUGCCUCCUUCCUAGCCCGCCGCCUUGACCUGGCCAACUGCGCUGCCAUCCUCAAGUUCGCUGAUGCCUUCGACCAUCACAAGCUGCGAUCACAGGCCCAGUCCUUCAUCGCCCACAACUUCAAGCAGCUCAGCCGGAUGGGUUCAGUUCGGGAGGAGAGUCUGGCAGACCUGAGCUUGGCCCAGCUGUUGGCCGUGCUGCGUCUGGAUAGUCUAGACAUAGAGAGUGAGCGGACAGUGUGUCAUGUAGCAAUGCAGUGGUUAGAGACGGCUCCCAAGGAGCGCGGUCCCAGCGCUGCGGAAGUCUUCAAGUGUGUCCGCUGGACACACUUCAGAGAUGAAGAUCAGGAUUACCUGGAAGGGCUGCUGACCAAGCCCAUUGUGAAGAAGUACUGUCUGGACCUUAUCGAAGGGGCCCUGCAGAUGCGAUAUGGUGACAUGUUGUACAAGUCUGUGGUACCAAAGCCAGAGAGCAGCAGCAGCUCUAUUGUAUCUGUAGCAGAAAAUCCACCUCAGAGACUGGGUAUGUGUGCCAAGGAGAUGGUGAUCUUCUUUGGACACCCUAGAGACCCCUUUCUCUGCUAUGACCCAUACUCAGGGGACAUUUACACAAUGCCAUCCCCUUUAACCAGCUUGGCUCACACUAAGACUAUCACCUCCUCAGCUGUCUGUGUCUCUCCAGACCAUGACAUCUACCUGGCUGCCCAGCCCCGGAAAGACCUGUGGGUGUAUAAGCCAGCCCAGAAUAGUUGGCAGCAGCUUGCCGACCGCCUGCUGUGUCGCGAGGGCAUGGAUGUGGCCUACCUCAAUGGCUACAUCUACAUCUUGGGUGGGCGAGACCCGAUUACCGGCGUUAAAUUGAAGGAAGUGGAAUGCUACAGUGUUCAGAGAAACCAGUGGGCACUGGUGGCUCCUGUGCCCCAUUCCUUCUAUUCCUUUGAACUAAUAGUGGUUCAGAACUAUCUUUAUGCUGUGAACAGUAAGCGCAUGCUGUGCUAUGAUCCUAGCCAUAAUAUGUGGCUGAACUGUGCUUCUCUUAAACGUAGUGACUUUCAGGAAGCCUGUGUCUUCAACGACGAGAUCUACUGUAUCUGUGACAUUCCGGUCAUGAAGGUCUAUAACCCAGCCAGGGGAGAAUGGAGGCGGAUUAGUAAUAUUCCCUUGGACUCAGAGACCCACAACUACCAGAUUGUCAAUCAUGGCCAAAAGUUGCUUCUCAUCACUUCUACCACCCCUCAGUGGAAAAAAAACCGGGUGACUGUUUAUGAAUACGAUACCAGGGAAGACCAGUGGAUUAACAUAGGUACCAUGUUAGGUCUUUUGCAGUUUGACUCUGGUUUUAUUUGCCUCUGUGCUCGCGUUUAUCCUUCCUGCCUUGAACCUGGGCAGAGUUUCAUUACUGAGGAAGACGAUGCACGGAGUGAAUCUAGUACUGAAUGGGACUUAGAUGGAUUCAGUGAGCUGGACUCAGAGUCAGGAAGUUCAAGUUCUUUUUCUGACGAUGAAGUCUGGGUGCAGGUAGCACCUCAGCGAAAUGCACAGGAUCAGCAGGGUUCUUUGUAAAUAUUUUGAAUCACUAAGAUGUUUCUACUGCUAUGGAAUGUAUCUUUAAAAGAUAUCCUUUCCUUUUCCAAAAAAAAAAAAAAUGUUGAUUAGGACUGCAGAUUUGGUUUAGAAAGGGUUAUGUUUGAAUUAUUAAUGUAAUGUUACAAAAUUUUAACAGUCCAGGAGAUCAAACUAUAUAAUAAUUUACUGUGCUAAAAGUUGAGAUUAAAAUAUGCAAAAAACAAACUAUAUAAUUGAUUAGAAUGCUUGGUGGUUUUUUUCGUUGUUUGAGUAUUUGUUGCACCAGUGGAUUGUUUUGGUUAGUUACACUGUUUAUAUUUUAACGAUCUACCUUAGUCUUCUGUUAACUUCAUAAUUCUGUUUAGUGCUGCAAGGAAUUUAACUUUUUAAUUUUCAUAGUAUAAAAUUGGACUAGAAGUUGUUUGUAGGGAGUUGAAGGUUUAUAUUUUCCUUCAGAGUAAUGAAAGUAGAUUUCCCAAGUUUUGAACUAGCCAGUUUUUAGUAUUAUAAGUUAAUAUAGUUUGUUCAAUUUGGUUUGGUUUUCUCCUCAAUGCAAAGGAAAAAAUCGGAUAUAUAUAGAGGUUAUAAAAUAGAGAUUUCGUUUUGAUAAUGUGCAGAAUGGUCUUAAGCGAUCACAGAAAGUAAAAAAAAAAAAAUCAGGAUUCUACUGUUUUAAAAGAAAUUUCACUUUUAAUUUUGGAAUAUAAAAUGUAUUUUCUAAAAGUGACCAUUUUUUCUAUCUUAAAAAACAUCCAUUCUGGUAGUGUCACCAAUUAUUUAAACACCCUUCUAAACCAAAGGAAAAAAAAGAAAAAGAAAAAGUAACUUGCUUUGUAAGAUCAUAUUUUUAAUCUAUCUCUUGUACAUGCUUCAUUGAAUCAAAGGAACAUCCUUUUGUUCACUGGACAUAUGCUUGAGUAAUGUAAAUUUUUAUCCAUUGGUCAUUCCUAGUCUUAAAAAGUUUAUAUGCUCUCCUAAAAUAUUUUGGCUGUUCAUCUUAGAGGAUUCUUCAGCAGGAAGUGAUUUAUUCUUUACUGUUUUUGUGAGGUAAUACUGGUUUUGAAAAUACGUUUAAGCUAAAAAGAAUAUUUUAUUGAGAUCAGUGGUUGCUGCGUCUAUCAACUCUAAAAUCAAGUGCCAGCAGAGAACUUUAAAACUUUAAGCUGUGUAUGGAGCUGUUUUGUGUAGCAUUGAAAUGUUCUAUCAAGUUUUGUCAGUCACUGUAUAUGAUUAUCAGCUUGAAGGUAUUUUUGUAUUAAAAAUUGACAGUUAAAGAACAUAAGUGGAUGAUGGCAUUUGGGGCCAAUAGUGAAAGUAUGUUUCCUCUAAAAUAUUUCCCUAGCAGUGGUAUAUAUACAUGGUUAUUUUAUUAGGGUAUUUCUCUGUGAACCAUGCUGCAGUCUUUGUUUUUUGUCUCUUUGUUUGUUUUUGUAUCACCAUAAAGUAAGGGAAAAUCCAGAAAUAGAGACUAAAUCACACAAAAUUGAUCUUGUUAAAUACAGAGAAAUAUAGGUGCUUACCUUUUGAGGGUCUCUUAACACAUAUGAUUGUCACAAUGCAUAUCCGUGAUAAAUGGUGUACAUAAUAUAGAUGCUUCUAGCCUAUAAAUUUUUCUAUACCGUCGUAGAAUCCUCUUUCUGCAUCUUUGUUCCACAUGUUAAUUCCUCUUCUGUUUAUUCUCUAGUAGCCGAAUGCCAGCAUUUUUUACACCAUGGCACAGUACUGAGAAGUGUGCUCCAGGAUAGGGAACCGAAUUUUGAAUGAAAAAAGAGAGGGAGAGAGAAAAGGAUUUAAAAAAACAAGCACACAAAUGUUUUCUUAGCCAUUUUCAUUGGGCAUCUGAAGAGUCCAUAGGACGUUCCUGUUUAACAUUAUUUCUAGUGAAAUAAGAUUCUUGCUCUAGCAAUAUGUUCCUAAGAAUGUCUUCCCUCAAAACAGUAAACAUGCUCUAGUGGCCUAAGGCUACUUUUUGUUCGUUGUGAUAUCAGGGAUGUUGUUAUAAGCACUGGUCUCAGCUUAGAAAGCUGUUUCUUAAUAGUGUUAUUUUUUGGCCAAAUUUCUUCACCAGUAACUUCUUUUUGAUAGCUUUUUGUUUUGUUAGGUUGAAGUAGGACAGUGCUGAUCUCAACCAGAUUAUCCAUCUGCAGAAUUAAGGUAUGCAACUAAUUGAUACAAGACAAAUUCUGUAAUUUGUCAUUUUCAUCCUUCAAGUUAAGUACAAGCUAAUUAGCAGUAAUAUCGUGGUUUACAAAGAAGUUUUUUGGGGGAAGAAUUUUGGUUUCGUGAUAUAUUUGUGAAUUAGGGAAUAGAUGUUAACCAUUAUUUUAUAGAUAAGUGAUUUGUAUAUGGUUAGUUACAAAUAAAAAUGGCACUAGAACCCAGGCCUUCUGAACUCUUAAUUUAGUGUUUCUGAUAAAUGUAGAAUACCCUUGCUUGUGCAGCAAGUGACCCAGCUAGCAAUGUUGAAGUCCCUUCUUGAUGGGAAAGCAACUUUGUCUCAGUUUUACAAUUAAUUGACACACCUUUUAGCAAAUGCUCAAUAAAAUAUUGUUUGCAGGGGCUCUUCUUUGUGAGAUUUAGAAGGAUCUUAAUUAUUUUUUUGUAUCUCUAUGUCUGAAAAGCUCAGAGAAUCCAAAUUAUUUUACAUACUUCAAGUGAUAAGUGUCAUUGGCAUUUUCAGAAGGAUAAAAGACUAAUUUAGCAAAUAAUUUGCUUAAUUUGGGUUUAGUAUUAAAUUUAAAUGAUAGUUCCUUUCUUUCUCAUCUAGUUGUAAUGUUUUUUCUGCUUUGUACAUGGACCUGAUGAAUGUGUCGAAAGUUUUUGACUCAUUGCCCAGAAAAAUGUACAUGUUCAUGUUUUCAUAAUUUUAAGGGUGUUAAGACACUUCUGAAGUUCUUCCACACACCCAGGAUAAGAACACUUGUGACAGAGUCCCAAGAACACUUCUACAAAAGGAAUUUACAUUUUUUUUCACAAGGCAUAUUGCUCAAAUGUUUGUGAGGGGAGAAGAGCAUUAUUAAGUCAUUCCCAAAAUAGAGCUAAAGAGAUAUUAUAUACUUACUAUCUGAAAGGGAUGUGAAUAUUAAUGGGUACCUCACAACUGAGACAAAUUUGACAUUUCUGCAGUGCAAAUUUCUUCAUGAUGAUUAACACAAGAAUAGUUAAGUAACUAUUGGGCGCCUGCGUGGCUCAGUUAAGCAGCCAACUCUUGAUUUUGGCUCAAAUCGUGAAUUCAUGGUUCGUGAGUUAGAGCCCUCUUGGGCUCUGUGCUGACAGCUGUGGAGCCUGCUUGGGAUUCUCUAUCUCCCUCUCCCUUGCCCCUCCCCUACUCGUGCUCUGUCUCAAAAAUAAAUAAACAUUAACAAAAAGAAUAGUUAAGUAAAUGUAAGUGGUGUAAAGAAAUGAAUAGAUGCUUAUAGCCUGUAAAUUUUUCUAUACCGACUUAGAAUCCUCUUUCUGCGUAUAUGUUAUGCAUAUGAUUACUAUCUAGGACAACUGUGUAUAACGAGAAUUCAAAACAAAAUAUAGGUUCCAGAUGUUUCAAACUGCCAAUAUCAUAGCUUUUUAUUAGACAUAUACCUAAGUAGCAAGAGUUGUUUAUCUCCUAAUGACCAGGUUAAUAGGUGGUUGGAAGAGGGCAUCUCCCCAUAAGAAAUCUAUUUAAAAUAUAAUCAAUUUACUACUCACUGCUCAUUAAACUAGAAACCAGUGCUUUGCCUGAUGUCAUUUUUAUCAAUUUGUACUGAAAUGAGGAAAAUAUAUAAAACGUGGAUGAAUGAAUUGUAAAAUUAUUUAAUGGAACUUGUUUUAAUGUUCAUAAGUUAGAAAUUUAUAAAAAGUUUGCAGCCUUAUAUUAGUCCAUUAAACUUUUUUUUUUUUCA
Acinonyx jubatus (cheetah) is the source of this 6212-nucleotide messenger RNA. It is a transcript of the gene KBTBD7, whose product is annotated as kelch repeat and BTB domain containing 7. The record is from RefSeq and is a predicted model, not a curated record. The transcript has a single exon. Gene Ontology annotation, molecular function: protein binding. The coding region runs from base 289 to 2328 and encodes 679 amino acids. NCBI's taxonomy places the organism in Eukaryota, Metazoa, Chordata, Mammalia, Carnivora, Felidae.